CUCCCCUGUGUUGACAGUGUGUUGCAGGGUUAGCCGCUAGCUGUUAGCUUGCUCAUUUCAGACUUUGAGCCCAUACUGACUCUUUUCAUGGCCUGGCAUGGAGUCUUGACAUUUCCACAGCUUUCAGGCUGAAUGGAGACGAGUAAAGGCAGCGUCUCCUCCCAGCAGGCGGCGGGACAGACUGUGACCUCGCUGUAACACACACACACACACACACACACACACACACACACACACACACGCCCUGCAGGCUCCCUGGAGACACAUGCAGGUAGACCCGGGCCGCGUGUUCCUCCAUCGCUCACCGAUCAGGACCGAGCGUGAGACGAGGAGGUGAGGAAGAGAAAGCCGCCGUUGGCGUGAAGACGUGUGUCCGAUGGGAGGAGGAGCCACCAGGCUGUACAGCAGCAGCAGCAGCAGCAGCAGUGCCUCCCCCCUCCCCCUCCCCCCGCCUCACCUGGACCCCCACCAGCCGCCACACCCCAACCUGGACCCUGAUUUCUGCAAAGCGGUGUGCUCCCCGGACCCGGCGGAGCUGCUGCGGCAGUGCGAGGAGGCCCUGAGGGGCCGGCCGCCCCGCUUCCACAGGAAGCUGGUCCGCCUGGGCGAUGGAGGCGGCGCCCCCAGCAGCCCCAUCAGGGUGAUGCAGUGGAACAUCCUGGCACAAGCUCUCGGUGAAGGACUGGACGGGUUCGUCCGGUGUCCCCCGGAGGCCCUCAGCUGGUCCCGCAGGAAGUACCUGAUCCUGGAGGAGCUGCUGACGUACCGGCCGGCCGUGGCCUGCCUGCAGGAGGUGGACCACUUCCCCGACACCCUGCAGCCGGUGCUGUCCGGCCUGGGCUACGCCUGCCACUUCUGCCCCAAGCCCUGGUCCCCCUGCCUGGACGUGGAGGGCAACAACGGCCCCGACGGCUGCGCGCUCUUCUUCGACCGCUCCCGCUUCGAGCUGCUGGACAGCGCCAACGUCCGCCUGUCGGCCAUGAGGAUCCCCACCAAUCAGGUUGCCGUGGUGACCACGCUGCGCUGCCGGAGCUCGGGGCGGGUCGUGUGCGUGGCGGUGACCCACCUGAAGGCUCGCUCUGGCUGGGAGUGGCUGCGCAGCGCUCAGGGCUCGGACCUCCUCCGGCACCUCCAGAGCCUGCCCCCCAAGACGGCGGCGGACCCCGACGUGCCCCUCAUCGUGUGCGGGGACUUCAACGCCGUCCCCACCGAGGAGGUGUACCGGCGCUUCGCCGCGUCGCCGCUGCGCCUGGACUCGGCCUACAAGAAGCUGAGCUCGGACGGCUCCAGCGAGCCGGACUACACCACGUGGAAGAUCCGGCCCACGGGCGAGUGCCGCAGCACUCUGGACUACAUCUGGUACAGCCGGGACUCGCUGAGGGUGGACGCCGUCCUGGACCUGCCCACCGAGGAGCAGAUCGGCCCGAACCGCCUCCCGUCCUUCAGCUACCCGUCCGACCACCUGUCUCUGGUCUGCGACUUCAGCUUCAAGGACUGAGGACGGGGCGGGGGACCCCCGACAGCGGCUACCUCCUCUGAAGCUCUGGCCAGGGUCACUGGUUACCGUGGUGACGGCCCAACCUCCAAAACACUGUGCCAAGGUCACUGGUUGCCAUGGUGACCGUCCAACCUCCUCCAAAACACUGACUGGGUUCACUGGUUACCGUGGUGAUGGUCCGACCUCCAAAACAAAAACCAGGGUCAGUGGUAACCAUGGUGAUAGUCUGAUCUCAAACACAAAUCAGGGUCUCUGGUUACCAUGGUAAUGGUCCGACUUCCAAAACACUGACCAGGGUCAGUGGUCAGUUACCAUGGCGACUGUCCGAAUUUCAUUCUUCCAUUUGUACUUAAAAAAAAAGUGAAUAAAGUGUUUUGGAUUGUUUUUACUUUCUCACCGUUAUUCACCCGAUUUGAGGGACGUUUUUUCUUUCAAUAUCAACUUUCUCAAUCUUUUCAACCAUUUGUUUGUUUUUUUUUAAAUAUUUGAUGCAUUUUUAAAUGUUUGCAGGCGGAUUACCAGUCAGUGAUCAACAUUUGUUUUUACAUUUUAUGAGUGCAUUUGAACACACCGGGUUCACACUUCCAUUUAAAACCCCUAAUCAGGCAUUGAGCAUGUGGCAUCUUUAAUUUAUUCUUGGGAGUUUAUUACCUAAGUGUGUUUUGAGAUUUGUUCUUUGCCAUUUGUAAAAUACGAUGUGUAAAACAAUAUAAAAUUCAGUUUUAUCA
Messenger RNA from Salarias fasciatus (jewelled blenny), 2226 nucleotides. Its product is annotated as nocturnin-like. The coding region runs from base 377 to 1498 and encodes 373 amino acids. Gene Ontology annotation, molecular function: poly(A)-specific ribonuclease activity. The transcript is spliced from 5 exons. The record is from RefSeq and is a predicted model, not a curated record. Gene Ontology annotation, biological process: circadian rhythm. NCBI's taxonomy places the organism in Eukaryota, Metazoa, Chordata, Actinopteri, Blenniiformes, Blenniidae.